GGCUAACAUUAUUCGUAAACAGUGUAUUGUUUCGGAGCUAUGAGUUAUCUAGUUUGUCGCUCUAACUUUUGGCCACCUUCCGCUCUUAGUUUUACAUUUACUACGAAAUUUGUUGAGCUUGGUGACAAGCGUACUCACUCGGAUUUUACAACACAUUUUAUUUGCACGAUGUUAUUUUUGCCUUAGAUUUCCUCUUUCUGAAGAGUUGUGUUUUGAACUUAAUUUAGUGUUGACGGUUGAGUGUGGUAGAUAAAUUGACACGGCGUUAAAUCGAGCACCUGAACUCAGUAAUUGGACGGAUUUGAUUGGCUGAGUACUUCACGUUUUAUUCCAAAUACGGUCAAGAUUUAAUGGCUUGUGAUAAAUUGUUAGAUUAAAAUUUUCCUGUCUGUAGGACUUGCAGUAAAACAAAAAGACUGCCAAGAUGAUGGUCAAUGGACAAAUGAUCCUCGAAGAGGAUUACGAUGAAAACUAUGAACCCACAGAAAAUGAAAUCAUGGAAUAUGCAGCCUCCAUUGGCAUUGAUGUCAACAAAGAGCAGCACCUUCUAUGGGUUGCUAGAGAAGGCAUCAACGCACCUUUGCCAGAACACUGGAGGCCUUGUCAAACUCCAACUGGCGAUGUCUACUACUUUAAUUUUGCCUCUGGAGAAAGCAUCUGGGACCAUCCAUGUGAUGAGUUUUAUAAGAAUAUGGUAUCUGAGGAGAGGCUAAAAGGGACUGGGGAUAGGAACACAAGUAAUAAGAAAAAGGGAAAAGCCGAAGGAAAGAAGAAGAAAGGUGGUGGCCCAGGAGAUGAUUUGGGACCUUUGACCAAGACACCUGGACAGAAGCUGAAUCCUCUGAUGCCCAAGGCAGAACACAGCCUGGGAGGACCUCAGCUUCACAAGGCCGGGGCCAGCCCACUAGGGCCUCUCAAGUCGGCAGAGAGCUUUGGGGCCACUGGGGGAAUGAGGGGUUCAGUAGGAAACUCACAGCCGAUCCGUGGCAGUCUGAACACCACAACAGGCUCCAUUCAGACCAACAAGAGUUUGGGAGCGACUAGCAGCGUCAGUUUACCUGUGUACUCAGCUGAUUAUGAUGAGGAUGAGGAUAUAAGGCGACCAGGAAAUAGUCUUGACUUCGGGGUCCAUGACAUAGCAGCUUUGGGCUAUGAGGAAUCAGAACCGGAUUCAGAAGAUAAUGUUCGUGCCAAAGAAGAGUCGGAGAGUGAUGACAGUGGGGACUACAUCAAGGAUGUUGAUUUUGGUUUGGACAAGAAUCUGUCCGAGAAACUGUUAGAGUUUGAAAACCUGGACCCUGGACUGAGGGGCUCGCUGGAGAAGAUCCGAGGAGGAAGUAGUUUGGGACAGGACAUAGAUGGCACUCUCUCGCUGAAGUCGACAGCUCGCGAUGAGUCUCCUCGGGGGAAAGUCUCUCCAUUGGACCUGGACGCCGACAGGAAGAGGAAGGCAGAUGUCGCAGCAGCUGCAGCCGAUAAGAGAGCCCAGGAGCAGUUUCUCAAAGAGGAAGAGUUCCGCAUUUCAACAGCCAAUGAAAAAGCUUUACAAGAGAUGCAGGACAAACUGGAGAGGGAAGUGGAGAAUGCCAAAUUGGAGUUGUUAGAGGACAAAGACAGAAGACUGAGGCGACUCAAAGAUGAAAUCAAAAAGGAAGCUGAUGAAGAGGAGCGAAAACUUAGACUGGAGAAAAAAGAGAUCAUCAACAAAUUGCGGGAGGAGCUGACAGCCACAGAGAGGCAGGAGAAACAGGAGCUGGUCCGGUCACAGGAGGAGGAGCUGAAGGCGUUACGCACCGAGCACAAGGACAUGCACACUCAGAAAGAGGCUGAGUUGCGGGAUCAGAUGGAGAGAGCGCUGCAGGUGCUGAGAGAUGAGGUGAAGGCGCUGCAGAGGGAGGAGCAGGAUAAGCUGGAGGAUGAGAAGAAGAAAGCACUGGAGAAACUAGCUAAGCAGCACAUGGAGAAGAUGAGGGAAGAGCUGGGCAAACUCUACGAAGAAGAGAAGGAGAAAGAGGAGAAAGAAUUGGAGGCUGCACGAAAGAGGCAACAAGCCAUCAACGACUUGGAGCGCGGGUUGGACGAGAUCCUGAGCGAGCGGAAACGCGAGCUGAAGCAUGACCACCAACAGCAGCUGGACAGCCUGAGGAAGGAACACGAGGAACAGCUGGCCAAGCUACUGGAGGAAGGGAAGAAGAAGAUUUUGACAGAGCAGCAGAGACUUCAGUCAGAGCUGGAGGCAGAAAAGUCUCAGCUGCAAAGACAGCAUCAGCGCGAGGUGGAGGAGAUGAAGAAGAACUUCCAGGUGAAGAGAGAAGCUCUCCAGGACCAGCUGGACGACCAGGAGGAAGAAUUGAAAGAGAGAAAGACUGACAUUGAGAGAAGAUCUGCUUUUGUGGACAAGUCUUUGAAAACAUUGGAAUCUCAGGAGAAGAAGCUUGAGGAAAGGAGACAGAAGCUAGCAUCAGAUCGGCAAACUUUGGAGCUGGAUCAUGAUGAUGCUCUGGGUUCCAGAGUGACCUCCCUCGGAGCGGCCGAGCUGUCGCGGAUGCGGGAGGAAAAACGCCAGCUGCUGUCGGAGCUGCAGGAGGAGCAGGACCAGUUGGAGCGGGCCAGGCAGGAGAGGAAGGGCCUGGAGGGGGACGUGGUGCGCCUCAAGAUGGCACGCGACCAGCACAACAAGAAACUGACGGAACUACGCGAGAGAGUGGAGAAGAAGGUGAAGGAGUUCGAGGGUCUCCAGGACCGGUUUUCCCAGGCUGCCCAUCAGCAGACAGCCACGCCCCCGCCAGCUGCCAGUGAAGGUCUAGGGGACCACAUGUCUGUCGGGGAUUCACCGGCCAAGUUGACCUUGGGCGACCUCCAGUCGAGUCCGUCAUACGGUCAUGCUCGCUUUGGAAGAAUAGACAGCGAUGAUGAUGAAUCUCUAUUGGGUUUGAAAAAGGGUGGCUCGCACUGGUACGACAACCUGGGGCCAGAUCAGGACUGGAUGGAGCCCAGUGUACCAGAGUCGGAGAAACGGGGUUUGAAGGAACACCUGAGGAAGGAGAGCAUGACUAUCACCCGAGCCAAGGCCUUCUUGCACAAACAGAGGAGAGCUCUGAAACAGCGGCAGUCGGCACUGGCGGCCGCCAAACAGGAGCUGGUCAAGGACACCCGACGUCACCAGCAAGGGAAGGGCUCAGCUCAGAGUGCGGAGCUACUGGACCAGGUGCGGGAGAGUCUGGAGACGGAACGCCACCACAUCGACGCCCUACAGUCGCAGGUCAACUCAGGGUCACGUCUGCUGGUCGAGAAAGAGGAACAGCUCCAUCAUCUGGAGCAUUUGGCGAAAGAGGACGAGAGUGAAGAGGAAUCUGAGUUUUCUCCGUUUCAACGGCCUUGGCAGAGGGUGAAAGUACCUAACCUUGACCUCAGCGAGGACGAGAGCAGUGGGGUGAGCAGCACGGAUGCCAGUCUCGACAACUUCCUGCACGGUCACCGACAUGGAGGUCAGCCCGCCCCAUCAGCGUUGUUCCCUACUACCGGCAACGAAGACCUGACUAAAGCUCUGCACAAAAUCAAUUCCGAACUGUCCCGGGUCCUUACUUUCAUUGACAAAGACGACAAGUCCGGCACUGCGUCUCCAGCCCCUCCGUCCAGCCACCACUACAGUGGCAUGCCAGAGGCUGUGCAGUGGAGCCCUCAUCCUCCUGUCGGGCCUCCUCCCAAGGACUACUCCACCAUGGUGCACACGGCAGAGCAGUCUCUGGAGCGUAAGUGGAGGAAAUAUUUUGGUGAUCGCAGACCUCCUUACACUUCCAGCCCAUCGUACCACACUUCCUCCCAUGGUUUUGGCCAUGCUUCGCUAUCUGUCAGGGACCGCCACUUCCGAGUGAGUAUGCUGGACUCUCGACCCCCGAUGCCCUCAGUCCACUCCCAGCUGAUAGAGCAGAAGGAGUGGCUGAAGCAGCACCACAACCGGCUGGACAACAGCACCGGCGCCACCUACCUCAACACACACACCGCCUGGGACUCGGCAUCUGCGCACAGUGGUGGAGGUAUGUCGGAUGUGAGAAGGGAUGGGGCAGCGAUGACAUCACCAACUCGCUAUGGACCGAACAUUCGCCUGGAACUGGAUGACCGCGAUGAGAUACGAGUGAGACAUUAUUAGGACAACAGUGGGAUGGGGGGGGGGGUUGUCUCAGAGGUGUUUUGAUGCAGCAGUUGCAUCUGGUGAGAUGAGUUGAGUUGUACAGUGAGCACUUGUGACUGUCUGUGUCUUUGAAGUGGACCGUGGUUUUGGCCAUGUUGUUGUUGUUCCAUGACUCCAGGAUGUUUAGGAACAUGACUGUACAGGUUGCUAUUUAUUGUGUCGGGCGUUUUUGACUGAUUGUUGACCAGUUGGAUAUAAUGAUUUCCAUACAGAGAUUUUCAAUGAUGAAAUGCUGAGAGAAGUGUUUUGCAGUGCACUCUGUGCAUAUUUGUUCAAGCAUAUCAAACACUUUGAUUCACACAAGAAACGUAUUCUGGGAGCAAAAAUAGAAGGCAAUUUGUGCUAUAAAAAUAGUGAGGAAGGGGAAGACCUAACAGAGAUGGGAAAGAGACAUAGAAGCCUGGCAUGGAACCAGAACGACUCAGGCAAGCAGAAUGGCAAGAGGCAGAGAGAGUGUUUUGUUGCAGAAAGGUUGGAGAAGCAGUGUUCAACUACUGGCAAAGCUGAGAAGAAGAAGAAGUCAGGUGGAUGGUUGGUGGGUACCUUGGAGCGGUUUUCGUCCACGGGUUUUUUGUGGUGGUACAGGAAAUGUGUGGGUGGUGCUCCUGUCUAACCAACACGGAGGUGCCACUUUCUGGCCAUUGGCGUAAUGCCAGGAUUUGUCCAGAAAAUGUGCUUCACUCUUUGCUUGUAUUCUGUGUGUAAUUUGAUUCGCACAUGCAACACACACACAUACACAGACACACACACACGCUCAGACACACACACACACACACACACACACACACACACACACUUAAAAGGACCUGGUGACAUCCCUCAUAAUGCUUCAUCUUGCACAGGACAUCAUUGAUGAUUCAAACUCUGAAGUAAGAUGGGUUGUUACUAUUUUUAAUAGUUCUCCAGUUGCACGUAACUCUAACGAAUAUAUUGUUGAUAUGUAACUCUGUAUCCAUUAUGAAUUUAAUUUGAGUCCAAAUUUGCGUUUCCCUGUGUGUUUUAUAUCAGUUCUAAUGAACUUGCCAUAAUUUAGCCAGGUACAAUUGGUUACAAUUUUAAAGAUUUUAUCGACUGUUGUACAGAGAAUUUUUUUUCGUUUUUUCUGCUUAUUCUUCAUUACGUUGAAUGUGAUGGUUACCAAUGAUUACCCUUUUGUAUUUCUACAAGAACUACUCGCUGUUAUCUUCAGGGUUGUGUAUACUGUGUGACUUCAAUUCAUGUUUUGAAAGUAAAUGCUGCUUCAAGUGGUGUAUCCUGUACAUGCAGAUUGGGCAUUGUACCUUGUAUAUAAAUCAUCUUUUUUUGUGUGUGUGUGUGUUAUUUAGAUAGUUUUGUACAGAUUUUACCCCAAACAUGUAAACAAAAUAUUAUAUUUACUGUCUUAGCAAAAAGAAAGCCUUUCUUCCAAUCAUCCGGCCUGCCAUUUGUAAAAAAAUGAGCAAAGCGUCUCUGUGAUACUGGCGAUAUUAGCAAUAUGUACUCAUAUACCCUCGUAUAUGCUCCACUGUUUGGUAGUUUAUUAUACAUCUCUCUGGUUACCUGUCUGUAAGUGAAAUCAAAAUGUUUUUUAGUGUUUUUUUGUGAAUAGUCUCAUCAUGGAUCAAGAUCUGAUGUUGAAUUCCUCAUUUAGUUUUUGUAAAGAACUGAAUUCUCUGUCUUUAUCUUUUCCUUUAUUAUAGAUUUGUAACAUUUUCUGAGGAAUUCGGUCUUAUUACACCUGACAGUUUAGUACAUUGAUGUAUUGUAAGAUU
Messenger RNA from Aplysia californica (California sea hare), 5943 nucleotides. RefSeq names its product centrosomal protein of 164 kDa. The record is from RefSeq and is a predicted model, not a curated record. Gene Ontology annotation, molecular function: protein binding. NCBI's taxonomy places the organism in Eukaryota, Metazoa, Mollusca, Gastropoda, Aplysiida, Aplysiidae.